AUGAACAUUUAUGCAAUCAUUUGUAUAUGUCUAGUACUGUUUAAAUUAUUGAAAUCUGAAUAUGUUUGUCCUAUUGUUGAAAAUGAGAAACUGAGUGAUAGUAUCUAUUCACAAAAUAUUGUUAAACGGUCAUCGAAUCGUCUUAAUUUGAAAAUCACACCAGUUUAUGAUAGAAAAGUUGUAACGAGUAAAGCGUUUUCAAAAAUCAAAAGAGCAGUUGAGGGUGCUGUCAAAUUCUGGGAGAAAGCUCUAAUUGUUGAGGUGAAAAAACCUGAGAAUGUAGUUAUUCAGAGAACAUGUGAAUUAGGUUCAAUGGUUACCAGUUCAACUGAAAACAAACCACACUGUAGAAGAGACACUUGUAAAAAAAGUGAAACAUGUUUUGAUAUGGAAAUUCCUAAUAAAUAUUUAUCAGCAUGUCACGCCCGAAAAUAUCGUGAGACUAAAGAGAUGUUUACUGAAGGAGAAGGAAUAGCUCCAAAUGAAUUUGUAUUACUUGUGAGUAGGAAUAAUGUGUCGUGUGGCGGUAAUGUACUUGCUUGGGCUUCAUACUGUAGUCAAGAUCCACAUACUUCGAGGCCUAAUUUAGGUAUAGUGAAUUACUGUUUAACGGAGGAUGCUAUUCUUGGAGCAAAUGAAAAAAAGCUAGAAGAUGUUACAAAACAUGAAAUAUGUCAUGCAUUGGGAUUCCUUCCGACUGUUUACAGUAACUUGCCAGAUUUAAGUCCGCAGUAUCGGAUGCCUGAUGGAAACUUAAGACCUGUACAGAACAUAACAAUGAGAUGGUUAUCAGCUAGAGGUGAAUUUCGAGUAACUAGACGAAUACUUAGACUGCCAAAUAUGCUUAGAGAAGCUAGAAGACAUUUUGGAUGCAAUCAACUUGAGGGAAUCGAAUUACAAAACAGUCACUUUAGUCAUAGAAUCGCAGGGGAUGAUUUGAUGACACCUAGCACUUCGGCUACACAGUCUGUUUCCAGAAUAAUUCUGGCUUAUUUCAAAGACACAAACUUUUAUGAUGUCGACUAUACUAUGGCCACUGAAUUCCAUUGGGGAAAAGGUUUAGGUUGUGAUUUUGUAAUGAAAAGCUGUUAUGAAUUUAUUAAAAAUAGAAAAAGAAGAGGACAAGACAUCCAGCCGUUUUGUGAUAAACCUAAUGAAAUAAAAUGUUUACGUUCUCAAAAUGCAAAAGCAUUUUGUACGCUGUAUAAACGUGAAGGUGAGAUAAAACCUGAAUUCCAGUAUAUGGAUAACUCAUUUAAUGUAUCGGUAAACGAAAGAAAAUAUUAUAGAGGUUUGGACAGAUAUGACUAUUGCCCAGUAUUUGAUAUAAUGAUAACAAGUAAUGGUAACAUAGCUGUUUGUGAAAAGAAUAAAUAUUAG
Molecule: messenger RNA, 1380 nt
Organism: Schistosoma haematobium
Lineage: Eukaryota; Metazoa; Platyhelminthes; Trematoda; Strigeidida; Schistosomatidae
Exons: 13
Coding region: 1-1380 (459 amino acids)
Biological process (GO): proteolysis; cell adhesion
Cellular component (GO): membrane; cytoplasm
Molecular function (GO): metalloendopeptidase activity
Source: RefSeq, a predicted model, not a curated record